Messenger RNA from Exophiala spinifera, 4356 nucleotides. RefSeq lists its product as uncharacterized. The transcript has a single exon. NCBI's taxonomy places the organism in Eukaryota, Fungi, Ascomycota, Eurotiomycetes, Chaetothyriales, Herpotrichiellaceae. The record is from RefSeq and is a predicted model, not a curated record. Gene Ontology annotation, molecular function: small GTPase binding; guanyl-nucleotide exchange factor activity. Gene Ontology annotation, biological process: small GTPase-mediated signal transduction. Gene Ontology annotation, cellular component: cytoplasm; plasma membrane. Bases 1 to 4356 code for a protein of 1451 amino acids.
AUGCCCUGGAAGCCGCUGCCUCUUGCUUAUGCAGUAGCCAGGUACCCUUUUCAACCUUCGGCUUCUCCCACCGAGCUUCCACUGCAGAUUGGCGAUCAAUUGUAUGUCAUCGAACAGGGCGGUAAAGAUGGCGCCUGGUGUCGUGGUUAUCUGGUUGCUCCACCGACUCUGUUAUCGGCCUUAACUCCCGCUGGAAGGACCGCCGCUGACGCGCGCGUCUUCUCUGGUAUUUUUCCGAAAUGCUGCAUUGAAAUUCGGGAACAGCUUGGUUCUGGAAUCUCUGCGGUUGCCCAACCCGGCGAGCCAAAGCCACAAGCCCCCGUGCCGAUGUUGAAAAUUGGAGAUGAUUCACCGACAUCUUCGACAGAACCUCUUGUGGAUGAGAUAUCAUCAUGCCUGCGAGAGUGGUAUAUCCUUCACCUCCCGGACCUAGUCCUCCGGCGCGAGUAUCGGGUUCUUGAUCAGAUGUCAGAGAUUACGAGUCGACUUGAUUAUGCUCGGAGAGAGCUCCUGAACGACGUUCUUACUGCGCAGGAACGAUUGCAGGUGCGAAGUGAUGCAGUCUGGGACCUAGUCAGGGGCAACAAAAUGCUCAGUGGCGAGGUUAUCGUACGAGAUGCCACGCAACACGGCCGAUUGUUGACGUCCGACGAUUCUGCCAUUGAAAUGACCAAGUUGCAAGCGAUCAUGAGCGUUUUGGAGUCGCCACCAUCCGAGAAAUCCAGGGCAACUUCUCUACACCAUUGCCUCCUUGAUGUUAUUUCAGUUGUCGGCUCCGAUUUAGAGUCUGCAAGCUUAAACCUAGCCCUGUAUCGCAAAGAUUCAGAUGGCAAUCUCGAGUCAUUUUCCGAAACUUACAGUUCUAUUGCUUCGGCAAAGAUGAAGACGCUGUUUUCAGAUCUCAGUAAAAGAGACAUAGGUGAUGGCGGAGAAAUCUUUCUAACCGUGAAGGUCACCAUUUCAGAGCCUCCGCGAAAAGCGAAGCGACGAGCUCCUGAGCGGCCUCCGUCCAGAAAUGGAACCUUGUUGGGCCAACGGCAACUUUCUCUUAACCGACGGAGGUCAAGUAUGAUGUUUGGCAAAAAGAAAUACGCCGAAAAACCGCAGCCGGGGAUCAACGGCCGAGCGACGCCCCAGACCAACGCCAGGGCUCAGACACCCUCGAUUGCCGAAGAAGAGGACGGUUCAGCACCGGCCCAAGGCCCUCCGGUGCCUCGAACAGUCGCGGUCGGGGUUCUCGAUGUGAGCACCCUCAUGCGCGAAGGUAAACCUCAUGAAGAGACGAUCACGAUGUGGUCGGUUUCACCGCGAGACGACGAAAAGCGCAGAGAAGCGGAUCCUAAAAUAGUGCAAUUGUUGAACUCUCACGGGAGAUCUCUUGUGGUUUCCCCUUACAUCUCAAGUGUGGCUCUCAGACUUACUCCUUACACUGCUCCGGAUGCAGAUACAAUGGUCAGGAACAAUCCGACCUCAAUGCAUCUCGUCACCAAAACCCAAAAGAUUGGCUUUUCAGAGGCACCUUCUAGGCCUCGAUCAGACAUAUAUCUCAGGCUGAACAAAGCCAUUAUAACUCAAGGAGCGCACCUCUCGCAUCCAGAAUUGAAUGUGACCCCGAUCAAAGCCCAUUCUAUGCAGAACCUACAAUUAACAAUGGAGGUUCGGGAUUCUUCUGGCCGGCGCAUCGAACAUUGCAUUUAUCCCUCUUCGAACGGGGCAGCUGUAACUGCAUUACGCACGAACGCUGUUGAACUCGAUUCUGCGUGGGACCAGACACUAUGUCUUCGAAUACCAACAGAUAAAGUUCCAGACAGUCACCUGAUCAUCAGCAUUGCGGAUGCCCCUGAGUUCCCAUUUGCACUGGCUUGGAUGCCACUAUGGGACAAGCAUGCUUUCGUUAGUGAUGGAAAGCACUCUCUCAUCCUGCAUGCUUACGAUAAGAUAACUUCCAGUGUCGUCCAAGGUCGUGGGGCAUAUCUGUCUUUACACUGGAAUCAUGCAACUUACAAAACUGUUCACGAGGGAAGCUAUGCCAAUAUCGCAUCGUUGGAGGUCAGCACCCUUCUAUGCAGUACAGAAUACUCACAAGACCGCACUUUGGUCAGCCUCAUCAAGUGGAAACAUCAGACUUCAGUGCAGUUGCUAGACAUCCUCCAGAAGCUUACAUUUGUGCAAGAGAUAGAAAUCGUGAAGCAACUGCAAGAUGUUCUUGAUGCACUGUUUGGAGUGCUUGUGCACAAGUCUGGCGAGUCCAAAUUUGAGGAUCUCAUUUUCAACGAUAUCGUGUGGGUAUUGGGCAUUGUACACGACAGACGGUACAAUCUGGGACCUCUUGUCGAGCAGUAUACUGAAAGUCACUUUCGCUCCCCUUACGCCGCAUCCUGCCUCAUACGAAGUUUCACCAGGCUUCUCCAAAGUGUGUCAGACCCUCAGAGUGCUCGAGACAUGAGAGCUCUGUUCAAGGUCGGCAGGACGUUCAUGAAGAUUGUUAUCACGUCUUAUCAGCAACGGCGAUUUGGGUCGCAAACGAAUGAAAAGGGAGACGAAAAGCAUUCCAAUUUCAAACAAGACAUGCAGGCUAUUUUAUUUGGACUGCAGAUGAUGAUGCGCAGUGAAACGGCGGCCCUGGUAGGCAGCAAAACCUUGCUCGUGCGAGAGUUCCACACCUGGCUGCCCGAAUUGCUUCCAGCUUUCAGCAAGGAGGAGGUCAUCAGGACAUCUAUCGACUUCAUUGAUUCUUGUGAGGAUGCAACGGGGAAAUUGGUCCUGUACCGGCUCAUCCUCAUUCUCAACUAUACCAAGCUGGAUCGGAUAUGGACCGAGGACAGGGACAAAAAGAUGCUCGUGAAAAACUGUGUCAGAUGGCUUUCCCCUUACUGGACCCAAAAUGACUUAUCAGACGAUUGGCACGAACAAGUCCGACUAAGUUGUUCGAUUGUAGCUGAACUUACACGAUUCCCGACUCACUACUUGCACGAGUUUGUGCCAAAACUUAUCUCUGCCUAUGAAGCCAUUGCACGACAGCCUUCAACUCGACGGCGCUCGCUAUCGUUCCUCUUCCCUGAUUCAUACCCGUUCGUAAGCAAAGCAACAGACUGUGAAGACUCCUUCGAUGAGACUUUACUUGAGCUCUCGGCGACAGUGGCCACCAUCGCAAAGCUGAAAGCGCCUUUGUCUCCCAAAAUGCACGGCCAAGAGCUUUCGAAUUACGUACUUUCGACACUUAGCAUGCUACGUUCGCUCCUUCAGCACAAUGCAUGCCCAUCGACCUGGCUCAGUUUACACAUUUACCAUCACUCUUCUGCCUUGACGAUUCUGAACUACCUCUCUAACCUGCUCAUCUCACAAUAUCUUCCCAGUCCCGAGGAAGCCGAAAAUCCAGACCAGGCUGACAGUUUCAACCUGAAGAUGAGCUUGUGGAAAUCUUUCCUCGACACUCUGCUCAUGUUGGUCUCAUCCCCAGCCCUUGCCCUUGAACUUUUCCCUGAGCAGAAACGCCGUGCGGUUUGGAAGAUAUCUGGUGACGUCCGUCAAUCCGGCGCUGACCUUUUGCGAAACUGUUGGGAAAGCCUUGGAUGGGAAGCAUCGGCUGACGAUCAAAGACGGUACAAUAUCCGGAAGCUGGGUGGGUACCAGGUUCAAUAUGUGCCUAGUUUGGUUGCGCCCACAAUAACACUAUGUCUCAGUAUGCACGAGGGUCUGCGUAGGGUCGCAGUUGAGAUUCUCCAGACCAUGAUCGUCAACGAGUGGGCGUUGAGCGACGGAGAGAGUCUGGAGCUGAUCGAGACAGAGGUGAUCGGAGCAUUGAACAGUAUCAUCAAGGCAAAACCUGUGAGUGCCAAUGAGGCCAUGAGCCGCAAGAUUUUCAUCGCCGAGUUACUGGACUUGUUCAGUACGAUUGCCAACCAGCCAGACGACGCGCUGUGGACGGCAAUCGAAGAUCUUGUUGCCACGAUCGAUGAGUUGAUUGACCUACUCACAACCACCGAGGCGGAUGAGGAAGUCGACGACCACCCCAGGGACAUGAGUAAUGGACAUGCCAGAGGGCAAAGUGGCGAUUCGCAGAACAGCGAGGCCAAGGAGUUGGCGAGGGCGAGGAGGAGCAUUGACGGGUUGACACCCACGAGCCCGGCGCAAGGGCGCGACAAGGAGUACGGUGUCCAUGCGCUGGAAUGUUAUAAGCAAUUGGCAGAAGAAUAUGAGCGCAAUGGUGACUAUAAGAGAUUGGCAAAGACUUACAGGGCCAUUGCUAGGAUCCACGAGGCGAGAGCUGCGAGCCGAGCGGGUCCAGGAGGGCCGAUCAAUGGGCGGCAGGCUUACGGGGAGCACGAUGCAGAUGGUGAGGAGGAAGAUGUUUAG